UAGUACUACACAAUAAACAGUAGUUUCUGCUAGAAAAUAAAAACCUCAUAAAGAUAAGCAUUAUUCAACAAACAAUACUACUAAUUGUUUUUCCAUUCUGAUGAAUAUGGAAAAUCACAAUGAUUCUUCUGAGUUACAUAAUUGGUUUCAAUACAGUGAUCCUUCACACUUUCCUCCUCAAAUUCUACCUCAAAAUAUCUCUGAUUCUUCUUCUGCUUCUUUUCAAUAUAGUGAGUUUCAGCCAUGGAGUAAUUUACCUGUUGAAGGAAGUUUAGAAGAUAGAGCAGCAAGUGCUUCUAAAAGUCAUAGUCAGGCAGAGAAAAGACGCAGAGAUAGAAUCAAUACUCAGCUUGCUAAUCUCAGAAAACUUAUUCCUAAGUCUGAUAAGAUGGACAAAGCAGCUUUACUAGGGAGUGUAAUAGAUCAUGUCAAAGACCUAAAGCGAAAAGCAAUGGAUGUUAGCAGAGUGAUCACAGUUCCAACUGAAAUUGAUGAAGUAUCAAUAGACUACAACCAUGUAAUUGAAGACGAAACCAGCACUAACAAAGUGGACAAAUUAAAGAACAAUAUCAUCAUCAAAGCUUCUGUUUGCUGCGACGAUCGACCCGAACUGUUCUCCGAACUAAUUCAAGUCCUCAAAGGGUUAAGACUUACAACAGUUAAAGCAGACAUAGCAAGUGUUGGUGGCAGAAUCAAAAGCAUAUUGGUGCUUUGUUCUAAGGACAGUGAAGAGAAUGUUUGCAUCAACACUCUCAAACAGUCCCUCAAAUCAGCAGUGACCAAAAUUGCUUCAUCAUCAAUGGUAUCUAAUUGUCCUACUAGAAGUAAGAGGCAAAGGUUCUUUUUGCCUUCACAUUUCGUAUAGUAAAAAUUUUAUUUUGUCUUCACCUCCUUUUUUUUAUUAGGAGGGUCAUAGUGGGGGCAAUUCUUUGUUUGGUUUUUGAAUAAUUAUUAUAUACUUAUUAGGUAUAUAGUUUGUUCAUUAGGGAGAUGAAAUGUUGGUCUUGUACCACCAAUUAAGGAAAAGAAAAAGUUAAAGUGGGAAAUUGAAAGCAAGCAUAUGCAUAAAGUUAAGAAAUCAGGUGUGUGAUCACUUUCUGCUUCCAAUUGGAAAAGUAAGCAAGAGACUUGAUUUUAGAUCUCAACUACUGCACUAUGAAAUGCUUACUUAGACACGAACAUGUAUGCAAAUCUAUUAAAAAUUAAUAUAUCAAUGAAGUGUAUGCAAAUCUACAAAUUUAAAAAAAUAAAAAUAAAGAUAAGAGUCGAGAAUUAAACACUGAUAAAUUGUUUAUCUAGUUCGAUCUAAAAUAAUCUACUUUGAAGAAGAGAAUAAAUCUUUGAUCCAUUACUAGUCAAGAAUUACUAGUCAAGAAUUCCAAUAGUAUUAUUAUAAAUGAGAUAUAAAAAGUUAGUUUAACAGGUUCAUAAGACCGCCUCCUAAUUGUUGAGGAAUAAAUGUGAGUUGAGAAAGUUCGAAAUUGCUUGAAAAAUUUGAGAUUGAACAUUUUAUAUGUGAGAGGACUCAUACACUCAUUGCUUUAAGGUUUUGGGUGAAUAUGUAACGUCUCUCUCACUUGUUUGGAUGAGUCUUUGACCUUUAGGGAAGCGUUUGACUCAAUGUAAAUGUCUCCCUUUCAUGAUGACCCAUCAGUACGUGGUAUCAGAGCAAAUAUUUCGAUCAAGGAAGAAAAUCACAGGUUUGUUAUCAUCUUAUCUGACUUUAGUUUUUUUUUUAUAAAUAUUAUGGCUACAUUGAAGUUGGAUAUUCCUUUAUUUGAUGAAAGAAUGGGUUUCCCCUUAUGGUAAUGCACAAUACAAGACUAUUUGGUUCAACAAGGUCUUGAUUGAUUGUGCUUUGGAAAAGGAAAAACCGUGAGAUGAAAGAAUCAGAUUGGAAUUCAAUACAAAAAAGGCAGUGAGUACAAUUCGAUUGUGAAGCAACUGGACAAAUCAAAACAAUAAAAUCGCCAUCGAGUAUUUAUUUAUUCCACGAGAAGGGAAAGGAAAACACUGAAGAAAACCUAUAAGGAAAAAAACAAGGUCUCGCGACCAAGAGAAAGGAUAAGGGAGUCAUUUUUUUUAGCAUAAAUAUUACAACUGCAUUUUAAAUCCAACACUCUCUAUGAAGCAUGUGAAAGGUAAAAUUUAAUGACUAAAUGUUGUCCUCCGUAGAAAAUUGAUUAUUUGGUGCAUGUACAAUAAUUUACAAAAGCUCUUCGUGCAGAAACAAGAUUACUAUUGGAUGCUUAGUUGAAGGCACGAUGUUAACCAAGUCUACCACGAUGGUUAGAGGAUAAAUCGAUAGCAUGGCCCAGAAUGAGUUUUGGGUGAUAUUAACUAUGUUAAUAUAAGAAGAGGAAACAAAUCAACUUAUUCGAAAAAGAAACUUAAUUGUAUUUAUCAUUAUAUUUGUUAAUUAUUAGUCAACUCUUUAGUUUUACAAUUAGGUACAUAAACCAAUAAAUUGCGUUAUAUGUUCCCCUUUCCCCUAUUACGCUUACA
Vicia villosa (hairy vetch) is the source of this 2505-nucleotide messenger RNA. RefSeq names its product transcription factor bHLH51-like. Lineage: Eukaryota; Viridiplantae; Streptophyta; Magnoliopsida; Fabales; Fabaceae. Gene Ontology annotation, biological process: regulation of DNA-templated transcription. The coding region runs from base 101 to 865 and encodes 254 amino acids. Gene Ontology annotation, molecular function: DNA-binding transcription factor activity; protein dimerization activity. The record is from RefSeq and is a predicted model, not a curated record. The transcript is spliced from 2 exons.